AUGCCCAAACAUACCGAAAAGUCCACAAGUCUCAAACAUAAAUUAGGAGUGCAAAGAAAAAAGGAUGCACUCAACACUGGAAAGAGGAAAAAGGCUAAUAUUGCCGGUUUUGAGAAAAGGAUGGCUCGAAAGCCACAGGUGAAAAAGUCUACUGGUAUGGACGUAUACGAGUAUAACGAAAGGGAAGGAAGAAAAGGAAAAUCUCGUGCCAAUAUUACUCUCGAUCUCUCCAAGGAAGAAGCUAGAGAGUACGGUAUGCGAGAUGAUGAAGAAAAUGAACCCGAUGACCUGGAAAAAAUGCGUCUAAAACUCAAGAUGGGAGAUGAAGAGGACGUAAUUGAUAGUGAUGACGACGAAGAUAUCGAUUCUGACGCCGCUUUCGGUGAAAGUGACGAGGAACGCUUCGCAAAUUACAACCUCAAAGUCAGUGUCUUCCUAUUUCAAAAGCUGCCUCAAGUUCCUAAUCAAUUAGCAGUCUCAAGGCAAGGGUCACUCCAAAUCAUCCAAGCAGAAACAAGCCCAAUUCGAGAGCGCAAACUUAGUGGAAGUGAUGCAUCCGAGGAUGAGUCUGACGAUUCGACGGAGGAGGACGAAGACGAAGAAGUAGAAAAACUAUCCAAUGAUGACCUUUCAGCGGAUGAAGAUGACGAAGAAAACGAAGAUGCACUUGAAGCUCUCAAGGGUUAUAUCCAAAAUCUUGAAGAUAGCCGGACAUCUGGAACCAAGAGAAAAGUAUCUGAUUCAGAAGAAGCUACAGAAGUCCGGCCAACAAAACAAAAGAGGCGGUUAUUGAAAGAGCGUACCCAACCCGGUGAAGAAGGAGAGUUUAUGGCCUCCAGAGGAGCUGGGACCAAGCUUCAAUUCUCUGAUCUAAUUGCACCUCUAAACUCAGAAGGGGCAUCUUCCUCUGCCAUUGCUCUGACAUCCGCUAUGAAGGCUUUAAACAGUGCUAAGGCUGCACCUCUGUCUGCACCUUUACCAUUGAGAGUACAGGAUCGACUAGAUAGACAAGCUGCAUACGAACAAACAAAAUCAGAAGUACAGAAGUGGGAACCUACAAUGAAGCGCAUCCGAGAGGUAUAUAUUCAGGAUUUAUCAUCCCCUGUACUGCUGUCUUACCUGAAGCUCAAGAGCUUGGGUUUAGAUGUCGACGAAGAAGCCGAACGAAUGAAAGCUGAACUCGACCGUGCAAGAGAGCGAGCUACAUUGAAGCACAAAGCCACCGGAAAAUGGGCCAAAAGUAUGCGUGAGCGCGGCGAAAUGGAGGAAGAUCAAAGAAAAGAAAUGCAAGAGAUGUACAAUCGUGGAGAACAGCUCAAACGGAAAAUUGCAGGGGUGGAUUCUGACGAGGAGUCAGACGAGGAAAUGGACGAUGAUGACGAGGAUCCAGAGAUGAUUGCAACUCGUGCCAUGCAUGAGCUGGAUGCAUUGACGAUGGAUGACCCUGAUGCGGCUCCGUCCAAUCGCAAGAGUACUUUGAUGGACAUGAAAUUUAUGAAAGAAGCUGCCUCGAGAGGAGAGGCUCAAGUUAGAGGAACUGUGGACUCAUUCAAAGCAGAAUUGGAAAAGCUGGGUAUGACUGAGGAAGACGAGGCACCAAGCCAGCCGAAUCCCUUCUCCGCAACAGUCGUUGCGAGCACUACGGCAGAUACCGACGGGUUAUUUGAUGACCUGAGGGCGGAUGGGCCAGGAGGGAUGAAGGAAAAUCCAUGGCUCACAGUGAACUCAACUUCAACAAAGGUUUCACGUGCGAGGAAUGAAGUUAUUGUCAACAAGAACAGCAAUGCAGCCGCGUUAUCCAAGAAUGCGCUCAAAAAAAGAAUGCGCAAGACUGCUGAUGCUAUGACUUUGGCAAAAGAUGAUGCAGUCUUGGAAAUAGACCCGAACGUUACAAUGGUCUCCCCUGAAGUCAAUAAACCCCGAAAAGCCGGUCGCAAGUCAGCUGAGCAGGCCCAGACAAGACAGACGGAUACACAUAAUGUAGACGCUGCUCUUGUGGAUGAUGAAAUCACCGAUGAUGAGCGUGAAGCACAAGAAGCUGCUUUGAAUCGGCGAAAUGGACGCCUUACUGCAUUUGAGCAGCGGGAGCUCGUGGCCCAAGCCUUUUCCGGUGAUAAUGUUGUAGAAGAGUUUGCGGCUGAGAAACUUCGGGAAAUGGAAGCAGAUGCCCCUAAGGAAGUGGAUACCACGCUACCAGGAUGGGGGUCUUGGGGUGGUGCUGGUAUCACUAAGCCACCUCCUAAACCUGAGAGGAUCAAGCGGUUCCCUGGUGUUGACCCGAGGAGAAGGCAGGAUUAUGGCAAAGACCAUGUCAUCAUAUCGGAAAAGAAGGACAAGAAAGCGGAUAAAUAUCUUGUUAAGGACCUGCCGUUCCCUUACACUAGCAAGGCACAGUUUGAGCGCCGAUUGGAAGUUCCUCUGGGUAUGGAGUGGAACACACGAGUUUCAUUCCAGAAGGCCACAUUGCCGCGGGUUGUAAAGAAGGUGCGGACUUCACGAUACAAUACAUCCAUGUCAACUGACCAUAAACCAGAUGGGCACAAUCAUCGAGCCUUUGGAAAAGUUGUUCUAAGGAGGCAAAAAGUCUAG
Acaulospora colombiana is the source of this 2589-nucleotide messenger RNA. NCBI's taxonomy places the organism in Eukaryota, Fungi, Glomeromycota, Glomeromycetes, Diversisporales, Acaulosporaceae. The record is from the annotation of a GenBank genome assembly.